Yamadazyma jaroonii is the source of this 1545-nucleotide messenger RNA. Lineage: Eukaryota; Fungi; Ascomycota; Pichiomycetes; Serinales; Debaryomycetaceae. The record is from the annotation of a GenBank genome assembly.
AUGAAUCCAUUGAAUUCUUCACCAUCAUCGAACAUUGAUCCACAAUUAUAUAAUAAGACACCAAAGGUUAAAAGUAAAGAACCUAACUUUACAGGUUGGACCCCUUUGAUUUCUAAGAACAAUGAUAUGAACAUUACCCCUUCAUCAAAGUUUUUAAAUAACAUUCUUGUUAAUUUUAAUCAACAACCAUCGGGAGAUAUUGAUUAUUCCAACGGAUUAAAUUUAACACCAUUUUUGAACCAUAAUAUCAAUUUAAACCUUUUAAAUUCUAAUUCCAUGAAUCAUGUGAUAAACAAUCAAAUCCAAUUACAAUCAUCAAAUCAAGCAAGUUCUAAUAAUCAAAAUAAUGGUAAUACAAGUUUGAAUAUGAGUGGAUUAUCAUUUACUCCAUUUCAUGAUAAAAGUAUUUUAUUAAGUGAUUUCUUCACUGAUUCUCCAAUCAAAGGAACUCCCUUGAAAGAUUUACAAACUAUUACACCAUCAAAAUUCUUAGAUAAAAAGAGAACAUCAAUUUUCCAAGAUCCAAAAUCAGCUACAAAGAUAUCUCUUAAUAAUUUGAAUCAAAUGAAUAAGGAUAAAGCUAAAAUAUUAAAUGAUGAAACUGACGAUGAAGUCGAUAAUGAAACAGAUGAUGAAGAAAAUAAAUCCAAGAAGAGGAAAUUCCAAAAAAUUGCUACUACUCCUUCAAAAAUAUUAAUUGAUAUUACUAAUGAACAAAAUAAAUUAAAGAGAACUCCAAUAAAGGAACUACCUAUGAAUUUUAGAACUCCUGCUAAAGUAAUUGAGAAUUCUUCACCUUCAACAGUUAUAUUAUCAUCAGCUACCAAAUCACCUAAAGAAAAUUUACCUCAAAGUCCUACUCCUAAUAAAUCAUUCAAACCUAUGAUGGGGACAUUUUCUGAAGUCAAAGAACCCAAACUGAAGAAGAAGAAAUUAAAUAAUACCCCAACUAAUUUACCAAUUAAAACUUCUAUCAUUAAUACCAAUCAAGGAACCAGAUUUAAACCAUCAAACAGAGCUCAAAUGCAAGCAGGUAUGAAUAAAUUCCAAAUUGUUUUAAAUGAUGGUAAUAACGUUAAAAGAGGUAGGAAAAGUAAAAAAUCCAAAAAAACCUCACAACCUUCACAACCUUCACAAACAUUCAAUUCUAAUCAAUCGAUACCCCAACCACAAAUUAAAAUACCCAAACAACACAUGACUACUAAUAUGCAAAAUGGUGAAGUAUCUAAUUUAUCUGUUAAUUCAAUGAUAAGUCAUAAUUUAACUCAAGGCACUGAUCAUACAUCAUUUGAUAUUCAAGCCACUCCUAAUAAAUUUUCAUUAGAUAAAUUCUUUGAUAAAAACUCCCCCAAUUCCCAAAAUUUACUCAACCAAGUUUUAAACUAUAAAAUGAACCCUCCACAAAUUCCUCCAAAUCAACCACAACCUCAGAAUGGUAUGAUGAUGAGUACACCUACUCAUCAAAAUGUUUAUUCCGAUGAUGAAGGGAAUAUUUCACUUUCUGCAUUUUCAUAUUUUAGAAAAGAAUUAGUUGAUAAUGAAUAA